AUGGCUUCAACUUUAACUGAAGAAGUAGUACCUGGCUUAAAACCCGGUGCUACCGAAGUAGUCCAUGGAGCAAAUCAUGAUAACAACAAAACAUACGUAAAGAAUUCGGAGUCACCAACUGAGAAUGAUAGUUUGCAUACUGAUAAGAAACAGAAAAGCCUCUCACCAGAUGCCGAUUCAAAAGGUAGAGCUAGUACACCAGAUGAACCAGUUGUAGAGCGACAAAUUGUUGAUUCGUCAUAUGUAGGUUGGAAGCAAAUGGGUGGCUGGCAAGAAAAGGACAAACUUACAACAGACGAUAUGCUUUUGGAUACCUACCAUGAAACAUUUUUAGAAGACUAUUUACCCAGUGCAGCAUAUGGCGACUGGUAUCACUCAACGGCUAUUUUUGCAAUUGGCGGAAUAUUAUCCUUUUUGCUUGGAAGUUUUAAAUUUAGCUUAGCGCCAGUUUUUUUUGUCACUGUUCUGGUAAGCGUCUAUUACCGUUCUUCUAUUAAGAAAUAUCGUGGCACCCUUCGUGAUUUGGUCCAGAAGGAAAUGACAGUGCAAAAGGUAGAAAAUGAUUAUGAAUCAAUGGAAUGGUUAAAUAGUUUCCUGGACAAAUACUGGCCUCAAUUGGAACCCUCUGUUUCCCAUAUGGUUGUGGAGCAGGCAAAUCGUGAGAUGGCUAAGAACCCCUCUGUUCCUGGAUUUAUUUCCGCGUUAUGGAUUGAUCAAUUCACAUUGGGAGUGAAACCUCCUAGAAUUGAUUUGGUUAAGACAUUUAAAACGACACCCACCGAUGUUGCAGUAAUGGAUUGGGGUCUUUCAUUUACUCCACAUGAUUUGUGUGACUUGGACGAGAAGCAAUUAAAGAACUAUGUGAACCAAAAAGUUGUUGUCAAGGCGAAAAUAUUUGGGAUCACCAUUCCCGUAGUAGUAACAAACAUUGCAUUUAGAGCUGUUGUAAGAGUAAGAAUGAAGAUGAGAACCGCAUUUCCGCAUGUUGAGACUGUUAAUAUCCAGCUUUUGGAUAUUCCAGACGUGGACUUCGUUUUUAAAUUGUUUGGGGAUUCUAUAUUUAACUGGGAAAUAAUGGCUAUUCCAGGCCUGCUACCGUUCGUAAGGGAAAUGGCAAGAAAAUAUGCGGGUCCUAUGGUCUUGCCUCCAUUCUCCUUUCAACUCAAUGUUCCACAACUGCUAUCUGGUUCCGCAUUGUCUAUUGGUGUAUUAGAGCUCCACGUUAAAGGUGCCAAUUCGUUAAGGUUUUCGAAAUCUGUCCAUGAUUCAGAAGCGAAUGAAAUAAAUCCAUAUUUGGAAUUUGCUUUCAACGAUAAAGUAGCUGCUGUUACCGGGGUUGCACAAGGAUCAGUGAAUCCUGUGUGGAAUGAGAGUAUUUUGAUAUUGCUGCAAUCCUUCACGGACCCAUUAUCAAUUACUCUUCUCAAUAAGCGCGGAAAGUUCAACGAUAAGAUGUUGGGAAGGAUACAGUAUAAUUUGUCUUCUCUCCAUGAAAGGGGAACACAAACCAACCUCAGUACAAAGUUUUUGCUCAAUUCUAAGCCCGUUGGGGAAUUGCAUUUCGAUAUGAAGUUCCAUCCUACUCUGGAGGCAAAGAAACUACCUGAUGGUACUACCGAAGAUGUUCCUGAUUUGAACACAGGUAUUACCAAGAUUGUUAUUGAAGGGGCUAGACGUCUUGACUUUGACAAAAACAAGGUUAGUUCACUUGUUGAGAUGUAUAUCAACACUAAGCUGGUUGCUUCGAGUUCGCUUGUAAAGAAGGACAAUUCACCUUCAUAUAACUGUGAACAUGAAGCUAUAAUUACCGAUCGCCGGAAGACAAGAGUUAAAUUGGUUGUUAAAAACAACAAAGGUGAAAUAUUGUCCAGCACGCUCCAAUCAUUGAACGACUUGAUCGAUAGAGGUCAUAUUGAAGAUAAAUGGCUCCCAUUGGCUAAUGGCAAGGGUGAAUUAAAGGUUACUACUCAUUGGAAGCCUAUUGAGUUGGGCCUAAAGAAUGAUAGCGGUUACACUCCUCCAAUCGGUGUCAUUAGACUAUUCUUGAAUAAAGCCGAGGAUUUGCGGAAUUUGGAAAGGAUUGGAAAGAUCGAUCCCUAUGCAAGAGUUCUUGUCAAUGGUAUUGUCAAAGGCAGGACUGAUGCAAAAGAUUCAACGCUUAACCCUAUUUGGAAUGAAGCUGUUUACGUCCCUAUCACCUCCCCACAUCAAAGGAUAACCAUUGAGUGCAUGGAUGUUGAAACUGCCGGUAAAGAUCGUAACCUUGGAAAGUUUGAUAUUAAAGUAACUGAACUAUUUAAGAAGGGACCUGACGAUAAGUAUGUUGAAAUUAUUGACGAAGAACCAAAGGUAGGAAGAUUAGUUUCAAAGAAAGGUGUUAAAGGAACAGUCACAUAUUAUACGUCGUUCUAUCCAGCACUUCCAGUGUUGUCAUUGGAGGAAACUUUAGCAGUGGAUGCAAUAAACGAUCGAAAAAUACGUGUGCAAAAUGCGAAAACUGCUAACGCUCAAUUAACUUCAGAGCAAAAGAAAGAGCUUGACACAGAAGAGACAGAAAUUCAGGAAAUGGAGGAACUUUAUAGUAACAAGAUGAAAUUGGACUUAGACGAAUUACUGCAGUACAACAGUGGUGUGUUUUCUUUCACAAUCUUGGGAGGCGAGCUUCCGCAGCCAAGCUGUUGUGUUCAGGCGUUCUUCGAUUCUAAUGGCCACGCAAGCUAUGUGUCUCCUGUCUUUUCUACAAAGACGAUUAGGUCAGGCACUGCUGGAGAAUGUAUGAUUAGGGAAUCUCAAUGGUCAACAGCAACUUUCAGAAUUUCAAAGAAUCCCUACCAAAACAAGGCAGAAGAACCAAUUUGCGAGGUUAGCAUUCCAACUUAUGAGUUGAUUAAGAACUGUUAUUAUAAGCCAUCAAUUUUGACCUUGGAAGGACAAAGCAAAAACGGUAAGUUAAUGUUGCAAACCUCCUGGUUCCCUAUAGUUAUUUCAAGGCUACCAGAAGUUGACAUGAUUACGAAUACUGGUGAUUUGAAAAUUGCUAUUCAUUCAGCAUCUGCGCUUUUACCAGCAGACAGGAACGGUAAAUCCGACCCAUACGUGAAGUUCUUCCUAGAUGACUCAGACGAACUAAUAUACAAGACUAAAACCAAGAAGAAAACCUUGAACCCCAUAUGGGAUGAAGUUACCACAAUUGAAAUUCACAAUCGUGUCAACAACUACUUGAGGGUUAGUGUUAUGGACUGGGACGCUGGUAACAGCGAUGAUUUAAUUGGAACUGCAACUAUUUCGCUGGCAGACAUUGAUCCAGACGGUGAAACAUUUAUGGAUGUUCCUUUACUCGGUCCAGAAGGCGAAGACGGUGGUAUCCUUCAUUUGAGAUUCAUGUUCGCACCAAGAUAUACUAUGUCUGUCAACAGAGUCGAGACAAAAGUUGGAGACCUAGCAACUAAAGGUCUGUCAGCAGGUAUACAUGCCGGUACAAGUGUUAUUGGAGGCGGACUGGGUGCCGUCAGUAAACUGAAAAAAGGCAUUAUGGGUAAGAAAAAGGAUAAGGAAACGGUUCCACAUGAAGCAUAG
Molecule: messenger RNA, 3576 nt
Organism: Eremothecium sinecaudum
Lineage: Eukaryota; Fungi; Ascomycota; Saccharomycetes; Saccharomycetales; Saccharomycetaceae
Product: HEL277Cp
Exons: 1
Coding region: 1-3576 (1191 amino acids)
Molecular function (GO): lipid binding
Source: RefSeq, a predicted model, not a curated record